CCCUGACAGCUUGACUUGACCAGUCGCACCAGAAUAUCAGCAGUAGUGAAUAACCGAGUACAGGAUCACCCGCAGUUGAAUCAAUCUCCGUCGUAGCCUGUCGAGCAAUUUGCAUGCGCGCAUCCGACAUGUGCUUCAUUUGCGUAUAGGGCUGGCAGUCACAACCACCAGCUCGCAUCACCCGCCGUGACACAUUCGCCGCCCUCCCAUCGGCUCGCUCACGUAUCCGCCCUGUUUUCUACGCGUCUAGAACCUAACCGCUGUACGACUUGCACCCCACACCUCACGAUUCACACCGCAACCCGCCGACAUGUCCUCCGUCUGGAACCCCGAUAAUGUGCGAGAUGUCGCUGAAUCCGUGGGCGUCGCCUCACUCGCUGAUAACGUAGUCGAAGAGCUGGCGCGCGAUGUCGACUUCCGGUUGGCGCAGGUGCUGGAGGAGGCGCUGAAGUUCAUGCGACACAGCAAGCGGACGACACUUAAUACACAAGACGUAUCCAAUGCUCUGAAGGUAUUGAACGUGGAGCCACUGUACGGUUACGAAUCCACUCGCCCACUACGCUUCGGAGAAGCCUCACUAGGCCCUGGCCAGCCGCUGUACUAUGUCGAGGACGAGGAGGUUGACUUCGAGAAACUCAUCAACGCUCCGCUGCCAAAGGUGCCUCGAGAGAUUACGUUUACAGCACAUUGGCUUGCUGUCGAGGGAGUCCAACCAUCAAUACCGCAAAACCCAACCGCAAUUAACGCCGAUUUGCUGCCUAAAGGCACCAACGCCAACCCGCAUCUUGCAGCUGCUAAUGGACUGGACAACGUCAAUGUCAAGCCAGCUGUGAAACACGUCCUCUCAAAAGAGUCACAGGAGCUAUUCGGCAAGCUAUCGAGCGCACUGGUCGACGAGACCAACAUCGAAUGGCAAAACGCAGCGCUUGCAGCCAUCCGGACAGAGCCGGGCAUUCAUCAGCUUACAACAUACCUUCUCACCUUCAUCGCCGAGAAGGUUACACACAGCAUGAAGAACACUUUUGUCCUGCAUCAGAUGAUGCGUGCCACUCACGCCUUGCUAGAUAACCAGGCCAUUUACUUGGACCCGUACAUUGCAUAUAUGGUACCGCCAGUCUUGACGUGCUGCACGGGCAAACAUUUGGGUCCAGCUACACAACAGGCUCUAUCCAACGCCUCCUCUGAAACACUUAACGGAGGCAGUGUUAAUGGACAUGGUCCCAACACUCAAGAUCACUUCAGCUUGCGCAGACUCGCAGCAUCCAUUCUUAAUCGCAUCUGCCAGAAGUACUCUACGACCAACCAAAAUUUAAAAUCGAGGGUCGCGCGGACAUGUCUGCGGGCGUUCAUGGAGUUUGGCAAACCGCUCGGCACGCAUUACGGCGCCUUGCUGGCUUUGCUUCAAAUCACCAGUAACGAGGGAAUGAAGAUGCUGGUGCUGCCGAAUUUGAAAAUGUAUAGUGAUGACGUUCUGAAAGGCAAGCUGGCAGACGAAAACACAAGAAGAGAGGCCGAGCAAGUGCUCGAGGUGCUUGUGAGUGCCCUUAGGGGCUUGGGAACAACGUGUCCUCCAUUACGAGCAAAUGGGGUUGCCAACUUGGAGAGUCUGAGAGAACGACUCACUGACAAGGUCGGCGAUAUUCUGGCUGACCAGAUCGUUGCCCACAAACUGUCUGCGACCGCACAGGUGGUAUUAGAAACAAAUGUUAUCUGGGAUUUGCUGGCCUCGCUGGGCCUCUCGAACAAGCAUGCGAAGCUUCUGUUCCUGGGUCUCGACAAUGCGGGCAAGACGACGCUGCUACACAUGCUGAAGAACGACCGAGUAGCCGUCCUCCAACCCACUCUCCACCCCACUUCCGAAGAGCUCUCGAUCGGCAACGUAAAGUUCACAACCUUCGAUUUGGGUGGCCACGCACAAGCGCGCCGCCUCUGGCGCGACUACUUCCCCGAAGUAUCCGGUAUUGUCUUCCUCGUUGAUGCCAAGGACCACGAACGUCUUCAGGAAUCCAAGGUCGAGCUCGACGCGCUGCUCGCGAUGGAGGCACUCAAGGACACUCCCGUGUUGGUGUUAGGCAACAAGAUCGACCACCCCGAGGCCGUUAGUGAGGAUCAGCUGAGGAACGCGUUGGGACUGUGGCAGACAACGGGCAAGGGCAAGGUGGUGUUGCAGGGUGGGCAGAGAGCCGUGGAGGUCUUCAUGUGCAGUGUGGUCAUGAGGCAAGGUUACGGCGAGGGGAUCAGGUGGCUGAGUCAGUAUGUCUAGGCUUUGGCGGCGAGACCUCCUGGCAGUACAACGAACGCGUUACGUUUACCGAGAAACCUAACAAGAUUGAGACACUACGGACGAUCAGCACAAUUGUGGGUCAGGAACGUCUACAUCUGCAAGUCAAAGGGAUUGAUCAGGUAGACAUGGUAAAGAAGCUAUCUUCUUUAUUGGAAUAGUAAUUUCCUGUCACCUUCGUUUGUCACUCUCAGAUCCCUAAGUCCUCACACCAGGCGCAUAUAAUUCUACUUAUUCCAAACAUAUUAUUCACUGUUC
Messenger RNA from Dothidotthia symphoricarpi CBS 119687, 2539 nucleotides. Its product is annotated as Arf-domain-containing protein. The coding region runs from base 311 to 2263 and encodes 650 amino acids. The record is from RefSeq and is a predicted model, not a curated record. The transcript has 8 exons. Gene Ontology annotation, cellular component: SLIK (SAGA-like) complex; SAGA complex; transcription factor TFIID complex. Lineage: Eukaryota; Fungi; Ascomycota; Dothideomycetes; Pleosporales; Dothidotthiaceae. Gene Ontology annotation, molecular function: RNA polymerase II general transcription initiation factor activity; GTPase activity; GTP binding. Gene Ontology annotation, biological process: RNA polymerase II preinitiation complex assembly; transcription initiation at RNA polymerase II promoter.